Botrytis cinerea B05.10 is the source of this 1388-nucleotide messenger RNA. RefSeq names its product Bccdc21 (gene Bccdc21). Gene Ontology annotation, cellular component: cytosol; mitochondrion. Bases 80 to 1150 code for a protein of 356 amino acids. Gene Ontology annotation, biological process: dTMP biosynthetic process. The record is from RefSeq and is a predicted model, not a curated record. The transcript has 2 exons. Lineage: Eukaryota; Fungi; Ascomycota; Leotiomycetes; Helotiales; Sclerotiniaceae. Gene Ontology annotation, molecular function: thymidylate synthase activity.
GAUUUCACAAAUCGUUUUGGAACAACAAUACAAGUUCUUUGCAUCGCUCAGUAAAUUCAAGAACCCAGCAAUAAUCAAAAUGUCUCCAUCGCUUGAAGAAGAACUCUCUACUCUUCCUCACGAAAUUCCUGCUACAAAGGAAUCCACAGAACCAAUACCAUCUCCAAGUUCAACUUCUGCCCCCAAGAAACAUGAAGAAUAUCAGUAUCUAGACUUGAUUCGCGAAAUUCUGGAAACUGGUGAACAUCGUCCUGAUCGAACAGGAACCGGCACCAUCUCACUCUUCGCACCCGCACCUUUAAAGUUCUCCCUCACAUCCCCUACGGGUACCCCGAUUCUUCCCCUCCUCACAACAAAACGCGUAUUUCUCCGCGCUGUUCUAACUGAACUCCUCUGGUUCAUAUCUGGUUCCACUUCUUCUCUACCCCUCUCCGCUGCUGGAAUAAAAAUUUGGGAUGGAAAUGGAUCUCGUGCAUACCUAGACUCCAUCGGUCUUUCUCACCGUGCCGAAGGAGACUUGGGCCCCGUCUAUGGAUUUCAAUGGCGACAUUUCGGCGCUAAGUAUAUCGAUGCCGAGACAGAUUACACAGGACAAGGUGUUGAUCAAUUAGCAGAAAUUGUAUGGAAGCUCAAGAAUAAUCCAUGGGAUAGGAGAAUCAUUUUAAGUGCAUGGAAUGUGGCAGAUAUUAAGUUGAUGGCAUUACCACCUUGUCAUAUGUUUGCGCAAUUUUAUGUUUCCUUCCCGAAAAGUUCUACAGCUUCUUCAACUUCCGAACAAAACACAAACCCCUCGAAUCCAGAUUCGAAGCCAAAAGGCAUUCUUCAUUGCCAGCUCUACCAACGAUCCUGUGAUAUGGGACUUGGUGUCCCGUUCAACAUCGCUUCUUACGCUCUUUUAACACAUAUCCUAGCUCAUGCAUGCGAUCUUACACCCGGUACAUUUACACACACAAUGGGAGAUGCACAUGUUUAUGUUGAUCAUGUCGAUGCAUUAAAGGUACAACUUGAGCGAGAACCCAGAGAAUUUCCUGAAUUGGGAAUUUUGAGGGAGGAUCAAGGUAGUGGAGUGGUAGAUGGAUGGAAGCCAGAGGAAUUUGAGGUUAGAGGAUAUAAGCCACAUGGGAAGAUUGAUAUGAAGAUGAGUGUUUAAGGAGUGGGAAUGGAGUUUUGGAAGAGGGAAAUUUCACUUGGGAUAAGGGAGGAGAGGGGGAUAAAUGGAGACUUAACUGUGUAUAGAUAGAUAGGUAUUUAUUGGAUGGACAUGAAUUAUUGAGUUAUGGUAUUCACGGAGCAUGAUCACAAAAAGAAGUUGUUUGGUACUGAUCAUUCAAGCCUAAAGUUAUAGAUAGAUAGUAUGAAUAGUAUAAAUAAAGAACUACUUCCAGACA